UAGUCAUUUUUCAUUUUGCCCAUCCCAACUCCUCAGCCCUAAACGCAGCUUCUGCACCACCAACAGCCAAGUACCUUUUCUUCAGCUUUGCAUUCUUUAAAUUUACCAAAUCAGUAUAAUGCACUUAUAGAUACAGAGUGAGAAUGGGUAGAGAGAUGGCUAAUUCAACACCUAAUCAGAAGCAGCAGCCGUCGGCGAUGUCGUACACCGUGGAGCAACUCGUCGCCGUCAACCCUUACAACCCGGACAUCCUUCCAGAUCUCGAAAACUAUGUGAAUGAACAAGUCUCUUCUCAAACGUAUAGUUUGAGUGCAAAUCUCUGCCUUCUUCGUCUCUACCAGUUCGAGCCAGACAGAAUGAGUACUCAAAUUGUUUCCCGUAUUUUGAUUAAGGCUUUAAUGGCAAUGCCGGCACCAGAUUUCAGCCUUUGUCUCUUUUUAAUUCCUGAAAGAGUGCAAAUGGAAGAAGAGUUUAAGACGCUCAUUGUUCUCUCACACUACUUGGAGACAGCCAGGUUCUCCCAGUUUUGGAAUGAAGCAGCUAGGAGUCGCCACAUAGUAGAUGCUGUACCGGGGUUUGAGCAAGCAGUUCAGGCAUAUGCAGUUCAUGUACUUUCACUGACUUUCGAGAGGGUUCCGAGAUCUGUUCUUGCCGAGGCCAUCAACGUUGAAGGUCUGUCUCUUGACAAGUUCAUCGACCACCAUGUAUCCAACCCAGACUGGGCUAUAGAGAAAAGUCAGGAUAAGGGCCAACUCAUUAUUCUCCCAAGAAAUGAAUUUAACCAUCUAGAGCUCAAGAAAAGUACCGUAGACAGUGUUCCAUUGGAGCACAUCGCCCGUAUCUUCCCCAUUCUUGGCUGACAAGAUCCCAAAUUUUGCUUUAUUGAUCGAAGCCGAGAAUGGAUAUGACGUGUAAGCUGCACUCAUAGGGUGGAUAUAGGUUCUGGUCACAGGCUAAACUGAAAUCCUUUUUAAUUUGCCAUGUUUUUAUUGAUUUGAUGUAACGAUUAUAAAACCACUUUUUAAUUGGAUUACGAGGUAUUUAUGCCUCAUCUCUAUGGAGAGUUUACUAGGCGCCUGCAUUCCUUA
Messenger RNA from Olea europaea var. sylvestris, 1088 nucleotides. Its product is annotated as eukaryotic translation initiation factor 3 subunit K-like. Gene Ontology annotation, biological process: regulation of translational initiation. The record is from RefSeq and is a predicted model, not a curated record. Lineage: Eukaryota; Viridiplantae; Streptophyta; Magnoliopsida; Lamiales; Oleaceae. The transcript is spliced from 8 exons. Gene Ontology annotation, cellular component: cytoplasm; eukaryotic translation initiation factor 3 complex. Bases 144 to 860 code for a protein of 238 amino acids. Gene Ontology annotation, molecular function: ribosome binding; translation initiation factor activity.